Sorex araneus (European shrew) is the source of this 4617-nucleotide messenger RNA. RefSeq names its product Rho/Rac guanine nucleotide exchange factor 18 (gene ARHGEF18). The transcript is spliced from 20 exons. The coding region runs from base 183 to 3236 and encodes 1017 amino acids. The record is from RefSeq and is a predicted model, not a curated record. Gene Ontology annotation, molecular function: guanyl-nucleotide exchange factor activity. Lineage: Eukaryota; Metazoa; Chordata; Mammalia; Eulipotyphla; Soricidae.
CUUCCCGCUUCCGGCUCGGCUCCGCUGGCGGCUGUUGCAUCUGGGGAGGCUGGACGGCAGAGGCUGGGACGAUCCGAGGCGCGGGCGGGCAGCGCCGGGCACCGAGCCGAGCGUCCCUCCGGGAGCACCCCCGGGUCCCACUCCCGUCGGAUGGCAGCCCGGGCCCCGCCAGGAAUGUCGGCAUGACGGUGACUCCGAAGGGGGUGCCACAGCCACCUGCCAGCCCAUCGGGCGCGUCGGGGUCGCGAGCUGGCGCCGUCACCGGAGAAAUGGACGAGACGGAUGCCCUCUUUCUCAAGUUCAAGCCGGUGGCCGAUGACUCCCUGUCACUCACCUCCUCCAACACCGACUCUGUUUUUGUGGAAGACCCCUACACUGCCUCGCUCAGGAGCGAGCUCGAAGCAGACACCCAUGAGUUUGAGGCCGAGUCCUGGAGCCUGUCGGUUGAUCCGGCCUAUGCCAAGAAACAGAAGAAGGAGGUGGUCAAGAGGCAGGAUGUGCUAUACGAGCUGAUGCAGACCGAGGCCCACCACGUGCGCACGCUGAAGAUCCUGCUCCGCGUGUACGGGCGCGCCCUGCGGGAGGAGCUGCAGCCGGGCCCCCGGGACAUGCGCCUCCUCUUCCCCAGCGCCGAGGGCCUGCUGGAGCUGCACGGCCACUUCCUGGCCCGCCUCAAGGAGCGACGCCAGGAGUCCCUGGAGGAAGGCAGCGAGCGCAACUACAUCAUCCAGAAGAUCGGGGACCUCCUCCUCCAGCAGUUUUCCGGUGAGAAUGGGGAGAAGAUGAAGGAGAAGUACGGGAUCUUUUGCAGCGGCCACAAUGAAGCCAUCAGUCACUACAAGCUCUUGCUGCAGCAGAACAAGAAAUUCCAGAACCUGAUCAAGAAAAUCGGCAACCUGCCCAUCGUGCGGCGCCUGGGCGUGCAGGAGUGCGUCCUGCUGGUUACGCAGCGCAUCACCAAGUACCCGGUGCUGGUGGAGCGGAUGAUGCAGAACACGGAAGCCGGCUCUGAGGACCGAGAGGCCCUGACGCAGGCCCUGAGCCUCAUCAGAGACGUCAUCUCCCAAGUGGACGCCAAGGUCAGUGAGUCAGAGAGAGGCCAGCGCCUGAGGGAGAUUGUGAGCAAGAUGGACACCAAGGCGGCCAGCAAGCUGGUCAGCGGGCGGACCUUCCGCCGGGAUGACGUCCUGCGGCGGCAGCUGCACCUGGACGGCCCGCUGUGUUGGAAGAGCACGUCGGGGCGCCUGAAAGACGUCCUGGCCGUGCUGCUGACCGACGUCCUGUUGCUGCUCCAGGAGAAGGACCAGAAAUACAUCUUUGCGGCCCUGGACAACAAGCGGCCCGUGGUCUCGCUCCAGAAGCUCAUCGUGCGGGAAGUGGCCAACGAGGACAAGGCCAUGUUCCUCAUCAGUGCCUCGAUGCAAGGGCCCGAGAUGUAUGAGGUGCACACGGGCUCCAAGGAAGAGCGGAAUGCAUGGAUGGACCACAUCCGGCGGGCCGUGGAGAGCUGCCCGGAUGAGGGCGAAGGACUGUUCAGUGAGACGGAGGAGGAGAGGAAGAUGGUCGAGUCCCGCCAACUGCGGCUGAAAGGCUUUCAGGAGCGGCUGAACAUGAAGGACCAGCAGAUCGCACAGAGCCUCAGCGAGAAGCAGCGAAUCUACCUGGAGAUGGCUGAGAUGCGGGGACUGGACGACAGCGCCCCUUUGCCCCUCCUCUUCCGUGGAGGGGACCCCGCCGACACCCUGCAGGGCGAGCCGAUUCUCAAGUCUGCCAUGAGUGAGAUUGAUGACAUCCAGAGCCUGAUCUGCCGCCGGCAGCUGGCCAGUGCCAACGGGCAGACGGAGGACAGCAGUGGCCUGGCGGCCCUGCCCCGGCGGGCAGAGACCUUCGGAGGCUACGACAGUGCCAGCAGCCCCAGCGCCACCGGUGGCAGUUUCAAGAAGAUCUACAGCAAUGACCCCAAGCCCCAAGACUGGCCAGGGUCCCCCUCCAGCCCCGAGCGGAAGCUCAGCGACUCCCUGGGGGUCCCCGAGGAGGCAGCACCAGAGGGCCAACCGGCGGAUAUCGAGUGUGGCCCCACUCCACCCACCAUCCUGGAGUCCGAGCUGGUCCGAAAAAUUCAGAUGCUCUCACAGCUGCUGCUGAGUCUACAGGCCGUCAUCGCCCAGCAGGACAGCCUGGUGGAGCGACAGCGGAGCACCAUCGCGGAGCACGAGCGGCUGAUGCGGGUGCAGUCGACGCGCGGGAACCUGCUGCUGGAGCAGGAGCGGCAGCGCAACUUCGAGAAGCAGCGGGAGGAGCUGGCGGGCGUGCAGAAGCUGCAGGGCCAGCUGCGCCAGGAGCAGCAGCGCUGGGAGCGCGAGCGCGCGCGGCAGCAGCAGGAGCUGGAGCAGGCGGCCGCGCAGCUGGAGCAGCGCGAACUGGAGGCGCAGCAGCUGCAGGAGACGCUGAGCCGCCAACGCGGGGAGCUGGAGCAGCAGCGCCAGGCCUACCAGCAGGACCUGGAGCGGCUGCUGCAGGCCCAGCGCGCUGUGGAGCGCGAGCAGAAGAAGAUGGAGCUCCUGGGACGACUCAAGAAACAGAACACGGCGCCCGGGGCACUGCCGCCGGACACACUAACAGAGGCGCAGCCCCCCAGCUUUAACGGGGAAGGACUGGAGGGGCCCCCGGCGCUGGCGAAAGCUCCCGGGCCCCGGACGAGCCUGGUGCUGCUGCCAGCUGCCGGCUCCUCUGAGUAUGCCGAGCGCCCCGAGGUGGCCCGCCGGGACAGCGCCCCUGCCAAGAGCGACGUGCCCAUCCAGCUGCUGAGCACCACCAACCAGAUCCAGAGGCAGGCAGCCGUGCAGCAGCAGAUCCCCACCAAGCUGGCCGCCAGCACCAAGGGCGGCAAGGACAAGGGCAAGAGCCGGGGCGCCCAGCGCUGGGAGAGCUCAGCCUCCCUGGACCUGAAGCAGCAGCAGCUGUUACUCACCAAGUUCAUAGGCAAGGAGGAGGGCACUGCGCGGAACCGCCGCUCCCUGAGCCCCGUCCUGCCCGGCAGCAAAGGCCCCGCGUCGCCCCUAGACCCUGGCCUCCCAGCCCCCAGCCCCAGCCCCAGCCCCGCCGACCUGACCCACGAGUGCUUCUCCUUCAAAGCGGGAGCCCCACCCUUGCCGCCCGUGCCCCGGUCCCCAAGGCCGCCGGCCCCGCAGCUGGACAAGGAGGAAGGCGGCAAGGAAGACGUCAUCUUCUUUUGAGGGGCGUGGCCCACGGAGACCCCGCCCCCGACCCAUGCCUGGUGCCGCCCACCGGGGAGCCAAUGGGGUUUCGGGGUCAGAGUCAGGGUUGCGUCCUAACGUGGCAGCGGUGCCUGGUGACUUCCCAAACCGCUUCCCUUCGUACCAAAAGGAACAUUCUGAGUGGAAGGUUGGUUGCACCAGAGCUCGCCCAAAGAGCUUCUUUAUGCCCAUGUCCCUGUUAGCUAGGGAGAGAUGGAUGCACCCCCCGCAGACGCAGACGCUGGGGGGGUCCCCAGUAGAGGCUUCACGAGGUGAAAGGCGGCAGCGCCGGCUCCAGAGCGAGCCCUUCAAAGCUGGGUGGUGGUGCCAGAAGGGGGUGAGGAGGGUCCUUCGGACCUGCCCACAAAACUGGGCAGAAAUAGGAAUGCCCCCCCCAGGGAGGUUCCUGGGACAGAAGGCCCAGUGUGGGUGGCGCUGUGUUCUGGGCAGGUGCUGGCAACUCCUGUGGGUAAUGGGUAUGUCAUCUCGGUGGACCCCGUGGCCAAGAGCACCAGGCGGGCACGCGCACACCCAAAGGCACCCCCAGCUAAAGCCAAGGGCCCUUAGGGGACCCCCCUCACAAGAGCUGGGUGCUUCGCCCAAGGCUGGGGCAACCUCUCAAGUCCCAGAGCAGACGGGAGUGGGGUCAGAGCCAUGAUGCAGCGUGGAACAGACUGAAUCCAGGAUACUGACCUGGGGAGAGGCGACACGCUGCCUGUCCCCGCCGGGCUCCCCCUAGGGUACCCGGACCCUCAACGUGGAGCAAGAGGAGUUGGGACAUGGGCCAUUGGGACGGGGACAAAGUCCCAGGCACACAGAAUGGCUUGGCAGCCGUUGGUCCCCUCCCAAGUCUCUCCUAGAACCCCUCCCUGCCCCCUCCAAGCACCCCCCAUCUCUGAUGUUACCUGUGGGGUCCACAGCCCCUUGAGGGGCUCAGAGCGUACCCCCUGUGCCCUGUGCCAUGUCCAUGUUGACAGGAUGGAGGCCCGUGGGAGCACUUUAGUCGAGUGGACUUUUGAACUCGGUUCCCUCAUGAAAAACAUUCCAGACUCCUGGUGGGUGGGGCCUCACGGCCACCCCUCCCGCUUCCCAUGCCCCCACCUGACCUGCUGUGACACCAUGAUGCCAUCAGAUGGUGUAAUACAUGGGGGUCCUCAGCUGGGCCCCGUUUUCCUUGAGGGGGCAGAGGAACAAACGCCCCUCUUUCCAUGGGGCCCCGUGGACCUUCACCCCCAUCCACCGUGAUCAUUCCCCGUGUCUCCCUGAUUCUUCUAUUCGGUGAUGGUGGCAUCUCACUGCGGGCACUGUCGGGACUGCCUUGAUCGUAGCAAUAAAGAAGUCGCAGAGGAGCUGCUGGCUU